AUGCUGCUCUUCGAUGCCCUCACGAUGUCCGUACUGAUGGCUCAUCUCAUAUGGCAAUGCCUACAAUCGACGCCAUCGAAGCGGAAGACGAUCAAUUUCACCUCCAGCCUCGUCAACCUGUCUGUUAUCCAACAACUUCUCUCGUCCGUAACGCUCACGUAUGCUCCCGGCCUAUUUGAGGCGCUCAACUCCGCAACGCCACCCACACUCGCAUUCCUCAAGUCCCUUCCUACCAGUGCCUCCAAGGAUUGGGCCGUCUACCUCUUGGUCCUCGAGAAACCCGGCUGCCGUCCACUAUGCUACGUCGGUUCUGCGACCAACGCUGAGCUUGGUGUCGGUGCUCGAUUCUCUGGCUACCGUAAUCGCGUCGGUAUUCCCGUAUAUGUUGAGGCAGCUCUCAAUGCUGGCUAUCACAUCACAUCAUAUGGCGUUCUUGUCACCAUGCCCCGCCCACCGAAGCUACAGAUCUUGGCAUACCGUACUCUGUUCAAGUCAAUAGAGGCUGUAAUGACGUUUGCCUUCGGUACAAUGAUUCCGGGAGGCCACGACUCUGGUCUCAUCUAUCUGUGCCGCUGGGAUAUCGACGACCUCGAAUGGGACCCGCUGAACUCUCACUCUCCUCUUGCUGAAGGUGUCCGUAGUGAUACCAGAGGUGAAGGCUUCGAGGCUAGCAAUCCCCGUGCCACGGAACGCGCUGUCUACCACGCCAACAAAGCCGCCAAGCGAUUCUGGUGUGACAUCUGCAAGUUCGCCGCUGGGUCAAGGAAGGCACUUGAAGAGCAGCACAACGAGACUACACCUCACAAACAGAAGGUUGCUGCCGUCUACGUUGAACCGAAGUCCGCAAAGUGGAACAAGAAGUCGCGUGACAAGGCUAGAGCUACCGGUCGCCAUGUCUGCCAGAUUUGUCCUCUGAAGCCCUUCCGAGACCCGAGCAGUGUGAUAUCCCACAACCAGACCAAGAGGCAUAAGCGUAAUGCCGCCGACUUUGGCAUCACUCUUGACGCAAAGGGUCUCCCCAUUAAGCCGCUCAAUGCCAAGCAAAUGGACACCGUCCGUCAGGCGCGCAUCCUCGCCGGACUCGAAACUAGCGAUAAGGCUGCCCCCAUUGAGCCUCUCAAUCAGGAUGAGGACGGAGAGGACAUGGACACUGUCCAUCCCCCAAAAGAGCCUGUAUUCGACGCCCUCGAAUACACCGUCCAUUACGCCAAACCUAGAGCGACUGCCACCGUGAUCGCCAAUGGCGAUCUUGUCCCAGCUAAGCCUUCCGUAACGUCUGGACCUCGCACCAACUCGAUUAUGUCCUACUUCAAGCCCCAGCCUACCCAAGUCCCUGCCGCCGACAUGAACGUCAUCCAUCGCAACAAGCGCCCUGCCGCAGCGAUGUCGACUCCCGGCCUCGUCGCUGACAGCGAUGGCGAGGACUCGGAUGGGUCAGAUGUCAUUCGCCCAACAAGGCGGAGAGCUGUUCGAAUCAACAUGGUCGAUUCGGAUGAUGACGACGACGACCUGGCUGGCGGCUUCAUGCAUGGUUUAGACGGUGCAUGCGAUGACAGAAUGGGUGUUACCGACUACACGACCACUCCCGCGGCUACUCUUCUCGACGACCCGGAAUCCACCUUAGCGACUACAUUGGCUGCUCUCUCGAUCAUUGAUGCUUCAGAUCCUUGUCAAUGGGACCGCAAGGAUGUCAAGAAGGGCGAGGCCAACUCGAUCAUCUCGUCGUACAACCGCAACUUCACUGGACGUAACGACGCCAACCCCGCCACUCACUCCUUCGUUACCUCUCCAGACCUUGUCGUUGCCAUGACCAUUGCUGGUACUCUUAGCUUCAAUCCACUCACCGAUGAGCUUUUGGGAUCGGAUGGCAAGAAGUUCAAGCUCAAGGCACCCACCGGCAACGGUCUUCCCACCCGAGGCUACGACCCUGGUCAAGACACCUAUCAAGCGCCACCCGAAGACCGCUCAUCCGUCUCCGUCGCUGUCUCGCCUACUUCGGACCGUCUUCAGCUUCUCGAACCUUUUGAGGCCUGGAACGGCCAGGAUGCGAAGAACCUGCCAAUCUUGAUCAAGUGCCAAGGCAAAACUACCACCGACCACAUCUCCAUGGCCGGCCCUUGGUUGAAGUACCGCGGACAUCUUGACAACAUCUCCAACAACAUGUUGAUCGGUGCCAUCAAUGCUGAGAACGGCGAGGCCAACAAGGUCAAGAACCUUCUCGACGGAUCUUACGGUGCCGUUCCCGAUGUCGCCCGCAACUACAAGAAGAACGGUGUUCCGUGGGUCGUUAUCGGCGAUUACAACUACGGAGAGGGUUCUUCCCGUGAGCAUGCUGCGCUUGAGCCCAGGCACUUGGGUGGCGCUGCCAUCAUCACCCGCUCCUUCGCUCGUAUCCACGAGACCAACUUGAAGAAGCAGGGUAUGCUUCCCCUUACCUUCUCCGACCCUGCCGACUACGACAAGAUUGGCCCCAACGACCGUGUGACGUUGGCAUCCACUGAGCUCGCCCCCGGCAAGCCCUUGACCAUGACCGUUCACCCCGCCGAUGGAUCCAAGGACUUCCAGGUCAAGCUCUCGCACACCUUCAACGAGGGCCAGAUCGAGUGGUUCAAGAACGGCAGCGCUCUUAACACCAUGGCCAAGAACGCCAAGCAGUAG
This is a messenger RNA of Alternaria triticimaculans, 2658 nucleotides long. RefSeq lists its product as uncharacterized. Gene Ontology annotation, molecular function: 4 iron, 4 sulfur cluster binding; zinc ion binding; nucleic acid binding. Gene Ontology annotation, cellular component: cytosol; mitochondrion. Lineage: Eukaryota; Fungi; Ascomycota; Dothideomycetes; Pleosporales; Pleosporaceae. Bases 1 to 2658 code for a protein of 885 amino acids. The record is from RefSeq and is a predicted model, not a curated record. The transcript is spliced from 5 exons. Gene Ontology annotation, biological process: tricarboxylic acid cycle.